Messenger RNA from Vitis vinifera (wine grape), 1008 nucleotides. Its product is annotated as transcription termination factor MTEF1, chloroplastic. Gene Ontology annotation, molecular function: double-stranded DNA binding. The record is from RefSeq and is a predicted model, not a curated record. The transcript has a single exon. Lineage: Eukaryota; Viridiplantae; Streptophyta; Magnoliopsida; Vitales; Vitaceae. Gene Ontology annotation, biological process: regulation of DNA-templated transcription. Bases 74 to 904 code for a protein of 276 amino acids.
CCUUAUCUUCAUUCAAAAAUCAACGACCGACCAGUUCAGCUCUUCCAUUGAGCUACAUUCCCGCUAAACCACAAUGCUUCACUCCCUCCAUAUCCCAACCAUAUCUUCCAUCAAAAGCCCUAGUUCUCAAUCUCUCUCUUCUUCUGAACACCCUCCUUAUCUGCUCAGAUUCCGUACAUCCCACCGUGAAAAUCUCCGGUACCUCAAAACCCUGGGCAUCAUCGAUCCAAGCACCAAACCACACAAAUUUCCAUCGCCAGAAGCCGUAGAUCAGGUCCUUUCCACUGUGAAUUUCCUUAAAUCUAAGGGAUUCUCCGAGCCCGAUUUCCCCAGACUCUCCUUCCUCUGCCCAAAACUAUUCUCUUCCGACUCCGACCCCACCGACAUCGAACCGGUUUUUGAUUUCCUAACCUUAGAUUUGGCCGCGUCGGAUCAAGAAUCAUGCAGUUUGAUUCUCCGGUGCCCUCAGAUUCUGCUCUCGGAUGUAGAGUACUGUUUGAGGCCAACACUUCUUUAUUUAAGAAAAUUGGGAGUAGAGAAGCUCAAUGUGCCUACUUCGCUUAACGCCCAUCUUUUGAACACUCGGGUGGAGAGGCUUGUGGCGAAGAUUAGGUUUUUGCGGAGCGUGGGAUUAUCGUACGAGGAAUCCGCUAGGGCUUGUGGGCGGUUUCCGGCCGUUUUUGGUUAUAGUAUUGAGAAUAAUUUGAAGCCCAAGUUUAAUUAUUUGGUGAGGGAGAUGAAGAGGAGUGUUGAGGAAUUGAAGGUGUUUCCGCAGUACUUCGCAUUUAGCUUGGAGAAUCGGAUAAUGCCGAGGCAUUUGCAUUUGGAGCAGAGGAAUGUUCGGAUUUCAUUGAAGAGAAUGCUAUUGUGGAGCGAUCAAAAGUUUUAUGCGAAAUGGAAGUGAGGUUUGGUACGGAUUUUCUUCAUUAUUAUUACUCUGUAAGGAUAUGGUUUAAGCUCAGUACACCCAAUUAAAACCUUAAUUCUACAACCCUGCAAAUUAUUCAA